CUAAGAUCUUCGACCUCAUCACUCCACUGCACCUCGAAGAUUCAGUCAGCGUCGCAAGCGCAUCACACCCAAUCGCACAGCUUCAAGAUGGCAGGCCCAAAUCUCGAAGUUUUCAAGUUUGGAAUGUACAUCCUAUUUCCCAUCAGCAUCAUGUACUACUUUGGCACGAACCUCGACGGCAAAUUCUCGGUACCAGAGUUCUGGCCCAAGCCCGGUCAAACGCACAAGAUACCCUACGAUCGCGAAGAGAUUGCGAAGGAGCUAGAGAGGAUCAAGGAGCGGAAUUUGGAGAACAAACGGCGAAGGGAGGAGCAGGAACGGCUGAAGAACUUGGCCGGUGAGGGACGCGAGGCAUGAGACCGAGGAAGAUGGAAGACGGGUUAGGACGGGUGGCGCCACAGGAAAGAAUCAAGACAGCUGAAGGGAAAGCAAGGAAACUAGCUUGAAUACUGCAUGGGCGGCGUUUUGGGUAUACAAAGCAUGAUAUUUACAAUAUGUACAGUGCUGUACCAUAUAGUUAUGUAUAAGUCUUGAGGGGAAUACCAUAUAUCGGCUUAUCAUGCAACGACU
Molecule: messenger RNA, 570 nt
Organism: Cucurbitaria berberidis CBS 394.84
Lineage: Eukaryota; Fungi; Ascomycota; Dothideomycetes; Pleosporales; Cucurbitariaceae
Exons: 2
Coding region: 88-357 (89 amino acids)
Biological process (GO): mitochondrial respiratory chain complex IV assembly
Cellular component (GO): mitochondrial inner membrane; mitochondrion
Source: RefSeq, a predicted model, not a curated record